Nymphaea colorata (pocket water lily) is the source of this 1343-nucleotide messenger RNA. RefSeq names its product 29 kDa ribonucleoprotein, chloroplastic-like. NCBI's taxonomy places the organism in Eukaryota, Viridiplantae, Streptophyta, Magnoliopsida, Nymphaeales, Nymphaeaceae. Gene Ontology annotation, cellular component: cytosol. Gene Ontology annotation, molecular function: mRNA binding. The record is from RefSeq and is a predicted model, not a curated record.
GGGCUUCCAAGACGAGAAGAUAGGGAAAACUUUUAGGUCUAAUCGCCGAUCCCGUGGACCUCAGUCGAAGGGGACUUUGACUGUUUGUUUUUUCAUUGGCGUCGGACGCUCGGUUUUCGGGGUUAUUAACCCCACAGAAGAGAUAAGAGUCGUUCUGCUUUUCAGUGUGAUGGUCGCCUGAACUCCGAAACAAGAGAAGGGAAAGAGAGAAAGUGCGACAGCCCUCCUUAGCCCCAUGGCCGCUGCUGCCUGCCUUUCGGCCGCCGCCAGCACCUCCGCGGCUUGCUGCCGCUCGACACCAGUUUCUUUUUCUCAAUCCCUACUGGUUGACGUUGGACGUGCAAAUUUAUCUCUACGCUCACCUGCGCCAUGGGCUGCUUCUCAGGCCAUUUGGACGCCGUCUCGUUAAUCCUACUUCGAGCGCCAUUGGCAAAAAGGAACAGUUCUAGGCGGCCGCAAGGGAUCUCGUGGGCUGUGGCUCACGAGGAAGCCGCCCGUGUCGAAGAGAGAGAAGGGGAAGAGGAGAAAGAAGAGGCGGCUCCCUCGCCACCCAAUACCAAGCUUUACUUCGGCAAUCUGCCUUAUAGCUGCGACAGCGCACAGCUGGCGGCGAUCGUCCAAAGUGGAAGCCCAGAACUUGUGGAGGUGCUCUACGACAGAAACACGGGAAAGAGCAGAGGUUUUGCGUUCGUUACAAUGAGCAGCUUCCAAGAUGCUAAUGCCGUGAUCGAGAACCUCGACGGGAGUGAAUACGGAGGUCGAAAUUUGAGGGUGAAUUUCAGCGACAAACCGAAGCCGCGGGAGCCCCUCUAUCCAGAUUCCAGAGACUGAGUUAAGUUGUUCGUGGGCAAUUUGUCAUGGACUGUAAAUUCCGAGAGUUUGAUGGAUAUGUUUAGCGGUUACGGGAAUGUGGUUGGAGCUAGGGUUCUGUACGAUGGGGAGACAGGACGAUCUCGCGGAUACGGUUUUGUUUGUUUUUCUUUCAAAUCCGAGAUGGAAGCUGCACUCGAGUCCUUGAACGGAGUGGAAUUAGAGGGCUGGCGCAUGAGGAUUAGCCUUGCUUUAGGCAAAAGAUCGUGAAGGGGGCGUCCAAAAUGGGGAAACAAGAGUGAUAUACAGAUCAAAGUCGCAAACAGGCUUCUGUUUGUAUAAAGAUCGAAGUCCCAACAUCUCAAGAGAUGUGUAUGUUCUCGGUUGUGGCGAACCGUUGGCAAUUACUGCUGUCUUUAUUUGUUCAGUUGGUUAGCGUCCAACUGCUCACCAGUUAUGAGGUGGAUGAUGUCUUGAUGAAGCCUUCUUUCUAUUUAUUGUUCUUAGAAAACAAAGGGAUGUUUCUCUUGUAU